AUGAAGAAUUUGACGAGGGAGCUGAUGUCCAAGAAGCUGAGUUUUGACCAGACCUACAAGCGGCUGAAGGAAGUGCAGCCGGAUGAUCCCCUGGAACGGUACGGCCUCACUUUCCAGCAGUUCGAUGCCCUACUUGGCAAGCAUCAGAAUGAUCCCAAGGUGAAGGAGGGCAUCCAUCACAUCAUGGGAAUGCCCGCGAAGACGGACAGCCCUCAAGAGGUGCCUGUUGUCUCAGCCGACAAGGUCAUCGAGGUUCAUAAGUUCAUGCUCGAGGAGGUGGAAAAGCUGGUUGAGCAGUUUAAGACACUGAAGAACCAGGCGACCUACGACAGCAAGACGGUCACGCUCACUGCACAGGCUAUGGUUGGUGCCAAGGUCGAAGAGAAGUUCGAUCUAACUUCAGAAGACAUUGAGCGUGCGGUGGUCCGCUACCACGAGGAGCUGGCCACGAACAAGGAGUUCGCAAGUGUGAACAUGCAAAUGCAAAAGGCAAUGUCCUACCUCAUGGGUGCAGAGAAAGCCUGA
Symbiodinium pilosum is the source of this 525-nucleotide messenger RNA. The record is from the annotation of a GenBank genome assembly. NCBI's taxonomy places the organism in Eukaryota, Dinophyceae, Suessiales, Symbiodiniaceae.